This is a messenger RNA of Helicoverpa armigera (cotton bollworm), 4456 nucleotides long. RefSeq names its product serine/threonine-protein kinase PAK 3 (gene Pak3). NCBI's taxonomy places the organism in Eukaryota, Metazoa, Arthropoda, Insecta, Lepidoptera, Noctuidae. Gene Ontology annotation, molecular function: ATP binding; protein serine/threonine kinase activity. Gene Ontology annotation, biological process: protein phosphorylation; intracellular signal transduction; regulation of axonogenesis. The record is from RefSeq and is a predicted model, not a curated record. The coding region runs from base 199 to 1689 and encodes 496 amino acids. Gene Ontology annotation, cellular component: cytoplasm. The transcript has 2 exons.
CUUUGCGACAUUUGACAGAUGAUAAAGUGGCCGCCGUCCUAUGGUACGAUCCGUCCGUGUAAAAAGCCACUCCUAUCAUAGUUAAAUCGAAAUUCCGCCUUUGCUGAAAGUGUCUUACAAGAAAUGUAGGUUUUGUGUUUUGAAUACGUGACAGUGAUAUGGCUUAAUUGUUGAGUAGACAAGCAGUAAUCAAUCAAAAUGAGUGGGCGAUCGAACCGUGGUGUGUUUGGGAAACUUUUCUCAAAAAAGCAACCAAGAGAAAGAGAAGAGCGGGUGACUGACAUUGGUAUGCCCACAGAUGUGAAACAACAUAUACACGUUAGUAAGAACUCAGAAACGGGUCUGUUGGAAGGAUUGCCGACGUCCUGGUUGCGGUUGUUGAACACACAGAUUACGCCCGCCGAACAAAAUGAGAACCCUGACGCGGCCAUCCAGGCCGUUAAGUUCCACAUGUACACAAUCAAAAAGGAGAAGGCUCCCGACGAGCCAUUCAAGCCGUUCCUCACUGACGAGGCUAUCACUGAGGAAAAUAUAGAAAUAGAAAAGUUGCUAGAUCAGAAGAGUAAGAACCAAAGCCAGGAUUCAGAUCUAUCGAUCGGCCAGAGCAGUGAGGAGGAGGUCAAUGACAUAUUCUCUCAGAGGCAGACCAUGCCUGCUGCACCUAUUAAGCAUGGCCUGAAGAAAAAGGAUGCUGUUAUGGACCUGACAGCUAACGUAGAAGACUUAUCUCUUAUUGGAAACGAUCCUGAGGAGAGCCCCAUACUGAGGAAGAAGGAGCUGAUAUAUGCAACUCUGAACGAUGAGCAAAUAUAUGAAGAGUUGAAGAAAAUAUGCAAUAAGGAUGACCCUUACGUCCGGUUUGAAAGGAUCAAGCAAUUGGGUGCUGGUGCUUCAGGUGUGGUGUUCGUGGCCAUAGACAGUAAGGACAACUCUAAAGUGGCCAUCAAGGACAUAGACUUAACCAAACAAAGCAAGAAGGAACUAAUACUCAAUGAAAUUAAUGUGUUGAAGGGUUUCAACCAUAAGAACCUGGUGAACUUCCUCGACGCGUUCCUCAGUUACGAUCACCUGUGGGUCGCUAUGGAACUGCUUGACGGCGGCUCUCUCAACUACGUCGUGACUGAAGUCGUCAUGAAGGAGGGCCAGAUCGCGGCUGUGUGUCGUGAAACACUACAAGCCAUAGCCUUUUUGCACUCUAAAGGUACAAUACACAGGGAUAUAAAGUCUGACAAUGUUCUGCUCGGCAUGGAUGGCACAGUCAAAGUCACAGACUUUGGGUUCUGCGCCAACAUCAUAGGGGAUGAGAAGCGACAGACUAUGGUCGGCACUCCCUACUGGAUGGCGCCUGAAGUGGUCACCAGGAAGCAGUACGGUAAGAAGGUAGACGUGUGGUCCUUAGGUAUUAUGGCGAUCGAAAUGAUCGAAGGUGAGCCGCCUUACAUGAAGGAGUCUCCUCUGAGAGCUCUGUAUCUGAUCGCGGCAGUCGGACGGCCGACAAUCCCCAGAUGGGAGAAGCUAUCACCAGAUUUCCAAGACUUCCUUCGGAAGAGUUUACAAGUGGACGUAGAUUUGCGAGCUUCGGCGGACGAGCUCCUAAGACACCCGUUCCUGGACUGCGCGAUGGAACUGAGAACACUGACGCCACUCAUCAAGGCCGCACAAAAGAUUCACCACAAGAACCAGGACUAGACUGGUAAUUGUUCCAUUCCUCUAUUAAGUCUACUUGUAACACUUUUAUAGCCUUUUUACAAUUUUGUAUGCUCUUUAUGAAUGUAAUGACUGUAAUGAGGUGCCAAGUUUUGCAUAGUAAUUUACAAGGUUAUGAUGACUGUUAAGUGGACAAUACUAAAACGCCAAUAUUAUACAGGGCAUUAUUUGAGAAGUUUUAAAGGAUUUCAAACAGAUGUUUGGUGGGCGGAAAGCAUACUUUAUUAGCUUAGUUGUUUAUUCAUAGAUAGAGCUACACUUUUUGCUGUACGCAUUUAGCUUAGAAUCGCAAAAUAUUAAUUUUGACGGCACGCUAGGCGCGUAUAGCUUUUGUCUUAUCUGUAGACUCGUAUAGAUACGGUAUCUCCAACUGAUAUAGAUAUUCACACAUCACAUUACAGUACUCCCUUAACCAAAUGUUUUAGGGGAUAAAUCAAAUUUAUAAUUUUUGUACAAGAAAAUGCCAUAAUUCUGUAACGUGAGUUGCAAUAUACAAAUAAGGCUAUUCGGCUAAGAAUUUAGUUACUUAAUAAUAAUUUAAUCUGUCCAAAAUUAAGUAUUUUUCUAUUGUAAGAUUUUGAAAACUUUUUGGACUGAUGAUGUCUGAAACUAUAUUUGGGAAAUCAACUUUAAAAUAUAAAAUGAAUUGCCAUUCUUGACUCAGGUCGCCAUAUAAAUAACAAAGCAACGAAAUUCAAUAAAAUAAUAUUAGUAAUGUAUAAAAAUUAGAUCGUUAUCACUUUUUAUAUCGUAAACAAUAGGGAAAUAUAGUUAUUUGUGGCUUCUGGUCGCAAACAGAUAGGUAGGCCCUUUUGAUAACAUAAGUGAUUGGUGCACAGAUAGGCUAUUACCAAAAAUGUACAUAAACGAAAUAACUUUUUUUAGCUAGUCGUAAUCAUUGCAUCAUUUAUUUUUAUAAUUAUAUAUUUUACCAGAUCAACCAAGUGCAAAAGUUUAGGAACAUUACAGUGUCACAUUCCUUCCAAUUUCUUUAUUCCAUGUAAAAAGAAUUCCGUGAACAAAACAAAAAGGCUCGAUUUUUAACUUCUAUUUAUACUUCUAACAACAUAAAAUUAAGACUGGAUUACAGUGCUGCAUUUUUUUAAAUAGUAUUAGCCAUUCCUUAGAAACGAGAAUAGUUCUAAGCACUGAGCAUAACAUUAUACGGCGUGUAUUCUAACAUUCACUAACACAAUUUAUUUUCGUCACAUUGCAAUUUACAUUAUAAGGCAUUUUUGAUGCGCACACUGAAAUUAUUUCAAAGAAUUAAUUUCCAUUCAAUGCAGUGCUCAAAUUAUUAAAGUAAUUAUAUGGCGGAUUUUUUUAUUUUUAUAAAAAUGAACUCUAUCGUAUUCUGAUUACAGUAUAUUCUGCUUUGUAUGUAAAAUUCUGUGUAUGAAUUAAAAAAUAGUCUGGUCAUGGUAAAUAAGGAAAUGUUUAGUACUAUAAAUAAUUUGUAUCUAUAUAUUUCAAAUAAUAUGUUGUACUACGUCUAUGUAGUAUGUAUGUGUAGGAUAAUUUGAUUUUGCUUACUUCUAGUGUUCAAUGUUAUUUUAUAUUUUUUCUUAAUGGUAAAAUGGCUAAAAGGCUGUUUUAGGGUAGAAAGUACUACUUGUAGAAUAUACUCAGUCUGAAGUGUGUUUAUGCUGUCGUCACGAUUUUCAUGUGAGUAGAUAAGCCUGUAAAUCUUGGAUUUUAUAUGUCAUCAUUGUCUGUUUUGCCUGAUAAUCUCUGCAUGCGGUUGCGGUAUUAAUCCAUAAGCAGCCAUGACAACAAAAUACCACUGUAGCUAUAAUAUGCGUAGCCUAUAGUUAUAUUGUAAGUGCAAAAAGUAAAUAGUAACGAAAUCUACGUUACAUCAAAAAUAUAGAAUGGAUAAAACAGACUUAAUUUUUAGCUUGUGUGAAACAAACUUAUGUUUUUGCAUUUUUAAGUUUGAUGGCUGUAUUCUAUGACCACGAAUUCUUUCCUCGUAAUUUUUCCUGAAAUACGACAGGUUGAAAAAGGCCAUAAUUCAGCUAAAAUUGCUGGAAGUGAUAUCAAGGAUAAGAAAGUGAUAUUUAACAUCAAAUUCCAUGUUCUAUGACCAAUUUUAUUGAAACAAGUUCAACAAAAUAGUGCAUUUUAAAGAAGGUCCAAAAACAGUGUAAUAUGAAAUGUAUUUUGAGAUUCUUUUAGUAUUAUAUCAGUAUCUAUUUUAUCUUAUGAUUUUUUUAUAAGUCUCAAUGUCACCUUACCGCUAUAGUUGUGGGAGAUGAGUAUUUCCCUGCCAGGAGUGCCUGCUUCAUACAGCAAUAGUAUAGAUGUACUUUUAUAGACUAGAUUUUAAGCAUUUUCAUCGACACAACGAAAUAUCGUGUGAAUGCUGUUCUAUAUGAUGAGACCACUGUUGUAAAAAAUAUUAAAGAACUAUAAUUUCGUAAUACAAGUGUUCAAUGUGGCUUUUGUAGGUACAGACUCCACUCAGUAGUACAAUGCAAGCAAGUGUACCUACGUGUCCGCUUUGAUGCGUAGCCCCAUUAUGUCAUCAAGGAAUUACUUAGUAAGCCGAGAUCUCUCACAAGCGAAUUGUCGCUUCCCGAUCGCGUAUUGUACCUACACUUACGAACAUUCUACCAGAUGGUCAUCUUAUGAGAACAGCUGUAUGUAUUGACGCUAAUACCCUAUAAUUGUAAGAUUAUAUACACAAAGGACACUUUUUGAACAUUUUAUUAAUAUAAUUUGCCUAUUAAAUUAUUUUUCUAAAAUA